Juglans microcarpa x Juglans regia is the source of this 1834-nucleotide messenger RNA. RefSeq names its product pentatricopeptide repeat-containing protein At3g20730-like. NCBI's taxonomy places the organism in Eukaryota, Viridiplantae, Streptophyta, Magnoliopsida, Fagales, Juglandaceae. Gene Ontology annotation, molecular function: RNA binding; protein binding. The record is from RefSeq and is a predicted model, not a curated record. Gene Ontology annotation, biological process: RNA modification.
AAUUGCAUGAAACUCUAAAACCCAUUUUGUCAAUCCCGUUUUCUCGUUUAGACUAUUCUAUGUACAUGAAGAUGUUGCAGGUUUGCAUGGACGCAAAGGCUGAAAGAUGCGGUCGUUUGAUUCAUAACCAACUAAUAACAAGUGGGUUUGAUUCAAAUGUACACUUAAAUACAAAACUGAUAAUAUUCUAUUCGAAAUUUGGCCACAUGAACACAGCUCGUAACUUGUUCGAUAAAAUGCGUGACAGAAAUUUAGUGUCCUGGACUGCUAUGAUUUCUGGGUUUACACAAAAUGGGUAUUAUGAAAAUGCUUUGAUGAUGUUUUCGGCAAUGCGUGGGGUGGGUGUCAAGGCCAACCAGUUUACCUAUGCGAGUGUGUUGAAGGCGUGUACUAGUAUGAGGUGUUUGGAGGUGGGGAUGCAAGUACAUGGCUGCAUACAGAGUACGUUUGUGCACAAUUUGUUUGUGCAGAGUGCAUUGGUUGACUUGCACUCAAAAUGUGGGGAAAUGGAAGACGCUUGCAAGUGCUUCGAAAUGAUGGCAGAGAGGGAUAUAGUUUCUUGGAAUGCAAUGAUAGGUGGAUAUGCUGUUCAGGGGUUUGCCGAUGAGUCAUUUCAAAUGUUUCGUUCAGUGAUGAGAGAAGGACUGAUUCCUGAUGGCUUCACCUUGGGAAGCGUCUUGAGAGCCUGUGCUACUCAUAGUAGUCUCAUGAAGAUCAACCAGACACAUGGGUUAAUUAUCCAUUUGGGUUUUGGAUCACAAAAUGCUUUGAUUGGAUCAUUGAUUGGUGCUUAUGCAAUAUGUGGAAGAGUAGGAAGUGCUUAUCACUUAUACAAGAGUUUGCCAACUAAAGAUAUUAUAUCUUGUACUUCACUGAUAGUUGGAUUUGCACAUGAAGCUAACCAUAGCGGAGAUGCCCUGAGACUCUUCAGGGAAGUAAUUCAAAUGCACAUUGAAAUGGAUGAAGUUAUAUUUUGCUCCAUGCUUAAUAUAUGUGCAAAUAUAUCAUCACUAAGCUUUGGAAGACAAGUCCAUGCUGUUGUUUCAAAAGUUCAAUCCUGUUAUGAUGUGGCCAUGGCCAAUGCCCUUGUUGAUAUGUAUGCAAAAUGUGGAGGAAUUGAAGAUGCGAAGCAUGCUUUUGAUGAGAUGGAGGAGAAAAAUGUGAUUUCAUGGACAUCACUGAUUGCCGGAUAUGGGAAACAUGGCUUUGGACAUAAAGCAUUUGCACUUUAUAAGAAGAUGGAACAUGAAGGGUUAAGGCCGAAUGAUGUUACAUUCUUGACUCUUCUCUUUGCUUGUAGCCAUAGUGGAUUGACUGGCGAAGGAUCAGAAUGCUUUAAUAGUAUGGUAAAAAAGUACAACAUUUUGCCUAAAGCGGAGCAUCUCUCUUGUAUAAUAGAUCUCUUUGCACGUGGAGGCCAGUUAGAAGAAGCCUAUAAUUUGAUAUGUGAGACGAAAAUCAAACCUAAUGCUUCGAUUUGGGGUGCCAUUCUUGGGGCAUCUAGCACCUAUUAUAAUUUAUCAAUUGGGGAAAUAGCAUCCAUUAAUCUUUUCAAAAUGGAUCCCAAGAAUUCAGUUAACUAUGUUGUUUUAGCUAGCUUAUAUGCUGUGUGCGGCCAAUGGAACAAUGCUUCCAAGAUGUGGAAUUUGGUAAAAGAUAGAGGUUUAAAGAAAGAUCCCGGAUACAGUCUUUUACAAGCUACAAAGAAGGAAAUUGCACUUUUGAAGCAUAGUUGAAAGUGGAGAACUAUCUCAUUUUAUUGCCCUUGGGGAGAUAGGGAGAUACUGAAACCUUUACCAUGCAGAACAGAUGCUUCAUAUGUUGAGGCCAUAAA